Molecule: messenger RNA, 495 nt
Organism: Morchella sextelata
Lineage: Eukaryota; Fungi; Ascomycota; Pezizomycetes; Pezizales; Morchellaceae
Exons: 1
Coding region: 1-495 (164 amino acids)
Source: RefSeq, a predicted model, not a curated record
AUGCCCUCCCUUGAGAAGACGCAACGUAUCGAGAUAUCUGUGAAUGAAGAGCACGAGAUGGGCCCUAUCAAUGCUCAGGGCUCGAAGGGGUACGGAUAUAACCAGCCACCGGCAGAUCUUCGCUUCCCGAACAGUGGCCUCCAACAUCCGACACCAUUACGGGGAUAUGAACAGAAUGGUUAUGAUAGCCAAAUCCAACAUCCAUCGAAUCUUGGUUUUGAAUCAUCAAUGCACACAACUGUUCCCCCGGCCCUUCAAGGCUUAAGACAUCAAGAGGGGGGUAUACCGCAACAAAAAAACAUAUCAUAUCAAGAGCCCUCAGGCUAUCAUCAACAGAUGCAACCCGGUUGGAGUGGGCAUGGGAAUAUGGAGCAAAAUGCACACAACGAUUAUCAGACCAAUCCGUACCAAUAUCAAGGAUCGCGAAACCAAUAUGCGCCCGAUGUUUCGAAUUAUCAUAACCAACGGCGGCAAGAGGAGUGGACUGUUGUAUAA